Mus musculus (house mouse) is the source of this 1328-nucleotide messenger RNA. It is a transcript of the gene Cabp2, whose product is annotated as calcium binding protein 2. The record is from RefSeq and is a predicted model, not a curated record. Gene Ontology annotation, cellular component: perinuclear region of cytoplasm; plasma membrane; Golgi apparatus. The transcript is spliced from 8 exons. Gene Ontology annotation, molecular function: calcium ion binding. The coding region runs from base 150 to 1124 and encodes 324 amino acids. NCBI's taxonomy places the organism in Eukaryota, Metazoa, Chordata, Mammalia, Rodentia, Muridae. Gene Ontology annotation, biological process: visual perception.
GAACAGAGAGACUGAGAGGGCCUGAGGGUCCUGAGAGUACUGGUCUACCAAGACAUAGCAUAGGCCAAGCCAAAGCAGAUGGAGAGCAAGCAGGAUACGGAGCAGGAAGAAUGUGUUAGGACCACGAACCAGAGAAGUGCAGGCAGGAUAUGGGACUGAAGGAGGCCAGCCAGCGUGGGAGCCUGGCCACCUGGAUCAGCGAGGAGCCCCAGGGUGGAGUCUGUGGUCCUGUGAAGGUUGGGAAGCACUCUAGGAGAGCUAGAAACAAAAACAUAGCCACAGCUUGCACUGAGCCACCGACCUACAGGUGGAGGAGACCCAGCUGGAACAGAAAACGUACCACACCUACAUCCAUGGCCCUACCGGAGGGCCCAACAGAUGGCAGCCUCCCUGAAGGAGACUCCAGUCCAUCCUCAGGCACUGCAGGACCCAGCCAAGACCUAGCCAGCCCCACUACUCGCAGAAGGGCCCUUCUCCGUGAGCUGGAAGCCCAGGUGCAGGCUGCCUACGGACAGGAACGCUGGCAGUGGCCUGGAUCCCCCCUAGGGGGCUCCCGCCCCAGCCCUGGUCCCAGAACUGAGGAGCAGGAGGGGACACAGGGCUACUCAGUGCUCGGCAGCCUGGUGGGGCCAGCAUGCAUCUUCCUUCGACCCAGCAUCGCGGCUACCCAGCUCGAUCGAGAGCUGAGACCAGAAGAGAUCGAAGAGCUGCAGAUCGCCUUCCAGGAGUUUGACCGAGACCGGGACGGCUACAUCGGCUACCGGGAGCUGGGUGCCUGCAUGCGGACACUGGGCUACAUGCCCACGGAGAUGGAGCUCAUUGAGAUAUCACAACAGAUCAGUGGUGGGAAGGUGGAUUUUGAAGAUUUUGUGGAGCUGAUGGGUCCCAAGCUGCUGGCAGAGACGGCAGACAUGAUUGGCGUGAGGGAGCUUCGAGACGCCUUCCGGGAGUUCGACACCAACGGUGAUGGCUGCAUCAGCGUAGGGGAGCUCCGGGCAGCCCUCAAAGCUCUGCUGGGGGAACGCCUCAGCCAACGGGAAGUAGAUGAGAUACUCCAAGACAUUGACCUCAAUGGAGAUGGCCUGGUUGACUUUGAAGAAUUUGUUCGGAUGAUGUCUCGGUGAGCCUGUGUAGAAGCUGGAGUGGACCGGCCUGGAGGAUCCCAGCCUCCGAAUUGCAGAGGAUCCUAUAUGUUCUUUGAAGGUCACUGUGUACAGGACUGUGUGCCUCCUCCCCAUCCCUGCCUGGGCACAGUGCCCUAUCCUGUCAUCACCCCAUACCUCGUCCUGGUUCUCUGGCAAUAAAACAUCUCCAAGCUUGUUGGGAAA